This is a messenger RNA of Pseudomyrmex gracilis, 1954 nucleotides long. Its product is annotated as leucine-rich repeat flightless-interacting protein 2. Bases 179 to 1378 code for a protein of 399 amino acids. The record is from RefSeq and is a predicted model, not a curated record. Lineage: Eukaryota; Metazoa; Arthropoda; Insecta; Hymenoptera; Formicidae. The transcript has 9 exons. Gene Ontology annotation, biological process: regulation of DNA-templated transcription.
CGCGUGCGCUUCUUGGUCGAGAAAAUAUGCAUUUAUCCGCUGGCUGACGACGUGUCCUACUCGUAAGUGCAACACUCACCUGCUAAAACUAAUCAUUUUUACCUAGUGUGUGGUGUUGGACGUGGAUUUUCCUAGCUAGAGUCAGUUGAAAGAAAAGUUCUAAGGAAAGAAAUUCAUAAUGGAAUCAGCUAUUGCUGGACGAAGGCGGACUGCCACACGGCAUUCUGCAGAAGAUCAAGCGCUUGAUCAAAUAGCUAAAGAGGCAGAAGCAAGACUGGCUGCUAGGAGACAAGCAAGAGCGGAAGCUAGAGAAAUACGAAUGCGUGAAUUGGAGAGACAACAGAAAGAAGCGGAAGAAAACGCUGAUAGAGUUUAUGAUAUGUGUACAGCUGAUGUGAAUAGAACUAUGAGAGUAACUCCGGAUCCGGUUCGUACAUCACGACUUCUCACAAAUUCCAACAAUUUUCAGCCAAGUCGUAGAUCCUCGGAAGAUUCGUUAGAAGAUGCAGGAUUAAGCAGAGAUAUGAGAUUGGAAUUGAAAGAAUUCGAAGAGAAGUUCAGGAAAGCAAUGAUAGCCAAUGCUCAGUUAGACAACGAAAAAUCGUCUUACGCCUAUCAAGUCGAUUUGUUAAAAGAUAAGCUUGAAGAAUUCGAAGAAACAGCUGCACAGUUACGUAGGGAAUUGAGAGAAAAGAAUCGAGAUGUGGAACAGUUAAAACGAAUCAGUCAAAGAUUAAAGGAAGACUUAGAUAUUUACAGAGCACAAUUAUUAGAAAGAGAUACGCUUAUACAAGAAAACGGUUUAGUCAUUGUUGACGAUGAGGGAAGUGAAGACGAGAAUAAUGAAAAUUUAGGAAACGGACCGUGCCGUAGAAAGAGAGUACUAGUCAGUACGGAAGCUGCAGAGUUAUUAGAAACGGCUGGUAAAGGCUCAUUAGAUGUUCGACUGAGAAAAUUUGCUUCCGAAAAAAAAGAAUUGCAGGAUGAAAUUCGGCAUUUAAGAUUAGAACUUGAAGAAACUAGAAACCGUAUGAGAUCUGAAAGAUCAUCUGGUUACUUAUCGGACAACGACGACGUUCAACGCGAAGCAAAUAAAUUGUUGGCGGAUUAUAAAUUCAAAUUACAAAAAGCGGAACAGGAUACGUCCACGCUGCAAGCAACAGUAGCUAGAUUGGAAAGUCAAGUAAUUCGUUAUAAGUCAGCUGCGGAAGCGUCUGAAAAAUCGGAAGAUGAAUUGAAAGUAGAAAAGAGGAAAUUGCAAAGAGAAAUAAGAGAAACACAAAAUCGAGUAGAAGAGUUGGAAGCGGAAAACACACAUCUACACAGGCGAUUGGAUAAAGUUAGAAAUGCAAAGUCAAAUCUCUUAAAGGAGCUUUGACGGAGCAAUGUUUGCAGAGAUGUAUAACGAGUCCGUCAUUUUACUUAUGUCCCGAAGAGAAAGACCGUGUGCCCCAAUGUUGCCUCGAUAUUAAGUACUACUUAACACUUUGGAUGUAGUUUACAAAAACGAAGAUUACGUAAUAUCGUUAUAGUUCACAUUUAUAGUAGACAUUAUUUGGACAAAAACCACGGGAGAACUGUGGAAGAGAGAUUCCCUACCUCUUACAUCCACUAAGUCUUUGAUAUCAACACUUUGUUACUUCCGCAUAAACCUUUCAGUGGAAUGACAAAAGACACUUUUUACCGCAUUUCUCACACGUUAAAUUUUUCGACGAAUUUAUAAGCAGUUAUGAAUCCGAUUCAGAACUUGAUACGUUUAUAUAUAAGUGGCAAAUGGAUUAAAUAGCGUAUUUAUUUUUGUUUGCCUCAUGUUGCAAUAAAUUCAUAUAAAACUUACUUAAAAAAAUUACUAAUAUAUAUAUUUUUAAAAGCGUAAAGAUAUUUAUAUUAUGAUUAAAUAUGAAAUAAGCGCGUUAAUUGCUUUUUACUGUAUUAAAUUUAAUACGGCAGAAUA